CACGAUAAAAGUAAAAUUGGUAAAGAAAAUAAUGAUGGUGAGAUGAAAAAUGAUGAAGAUAAUAGUGAUGAGGAGAACAGAGACAUUGGUUGUGAAGAAAUGGAUAGUAAAAAAGAAUCUUCUGAUGAUGAUGAUGAUGAAAAUGACGAUGAAAAUUGUGAAUCAAUCGCUGAAGUAGAGACUCAGAAAAAAGAAGAAAAAGUAAUUGAAAAAGAUGAAAAAACAGUUUUUGAAACAAAGGAUGAUAGUAAAGACCAGGAUACUUUGGAAGAAAUUGAUUUUGAAAAGAUUAAUAUACAAGAAGAAAAAGUAGAAGACUUUGAAAAAAUUAUUUGCGAAAAAGAAAGUGAUGAAGAGAAUGUUAAUUGUAAUGAAGAAUCUAAAGAGGUAAAAACUAAGGUAAAUACAAAAGAUAAAGAAAAUGAAGAGGAGAAAGAACAAGCUGAGGCUACUAUCAAGCUGAAACAAAUCCAAGUUAAUACAGUCGACAGUUUUCAAGGGUCGGAAUGUGAUAUUAUUAUUAUGUCAUGUGUAAGAAGUGAAGGCAUCGGAUUUGUUAAAGAUCCGAAUAGGCUCAAUGUAAGUCUUACUCGUGCUAAACACACUCUUAUAAUCUGUGGAAAUUUCAAUGCUUUUAGAAGAAAUGAAAUGUGGGAAAAUCUAUUAGACGAUGCUCAAUCUCGUGGUGUUUAUUUUAAUGUUACAGAAGAAAAUGAAUUGAAAACUAUUUUAAAGCACGUAAUUAUUGAACCCCGAUAAGAUUGAUAUUGAAAUACUUGCUAAGAUUUAAUUUUUUGUUUUAUACUGUUGUCAUGAUAUUUAAGAUAGUAUUAAUUCUGCUUACUUAAUUAUAUUUUUUCUUGUUUUUCAAGUUUUAGUUCAUACAUUAAAUGUAAAUUGUAUUUUAACAUCUAAACACAAUAAAUUCACAGACAUUUUUAUUUUAA
This is a messenger RNA of Cotesia glomerata, 947 nucleotides long. Its product is annotated as nucleolin-like. Gene Ontology annotation, molecular function: transcription termination site sequence-specific DNA binding. Lineage: Eukaryota; Metazoa; Arthropoda; Insecta; Hymenoptera; Braconidae. The coding region runs from base 43 to 759 and encodes 238 amino acids. Gene Ontology annotation, biological process: termination of RNA polymerase II transcription. The record is from RefSeq and is a predicted model, not a curated record. Gene Ontology annotation, cellular component: nuclear body. The transcript has 3 exons.